Malaclemys terrapin pileata is the source of this 2252-nucleotide messenger RNA. RefSeq names its product ring finger protein 225 (gene RNF225). Gene Ontology annotation, biological process: protein ubiquitination. The transcript is spliced from 2 exons. The coding region runs from base 211 to 1152 and encodes 313 amino acids. The record is from RefSeq and is a predicted model, not a curated record. Gene Ontology annotation, molecular function: ubiquitin protein ligase activity. Lineage: Eukaryota; Metazoa; Chordata; Testudines; Emydidae.
UGCAGGGGGCAGAUUCCAGAGCCUGGGAGCUGCCGGGGCCAGCAGCACCAGGAGCCAGGAGGAGCGACCUAGCAACCCCAGCGCACCUGCUCCGAUAACAUCUCACCUGUGCCCAGGCCUGGACCAGAGACGUCAACGGGGCCAGGCCGGGACGUGUCUGCCGGCUGGCACCACCUGCGCCCUCACCGACUAGGGGAGCCAAACUUUGGCAUGGCGGCACCAGGGGAAGUGGGGCUAGGGGGGCCCCAGGGCACUGAGCUGGUGGAGCAGGGGUCCUGGAGUGCUGAGCUGGUGGAGCGGGAGGCCCGGAGCGCUGAGCUGGCAGAGGGGGGCCCCUGGGGUGCUGAGCUGGCAGAGCAGGCUUCCUGGGGCACUAAGGAGGAGGAGGAUGAAGACAAGGCCUCCAUGGACUGUGUGAUCUGCUUCUCGCCCUAUGACCGGUUGUUCAAGGUGCCCAAGGCGCUGGGUUGCGGGCACACCUUCUGCCUCGAGUGCCUAGCCCGCAUCAACGUCUCCUCGGAGCAGGUCAACGCCGUCAGCUGCCCCGUGUGCCGGGAGUUGACCUGCCUGCCCCCCCGCAAGGGCCUGCCUGGCCUGCCCACCUGCCUGGACCUGCUGGACCGGCUGCCCCUGGCGCCUGCCGCCCCCAGCAGCUCUGUGCGCUUCAGCCGGCGCCGGGGGCUGCUGUACGUGCCGGGCUGGGGGACCCGAAAGGGCCGGGGGCUCGCGCUACCCAAGCCAGGCCCUGCCCUCAGCACCGUCAGCCUGAGCGUGGAUGUGGGGCGGCCCGCACCGCGGGGUGUGGGCGGGGGGCUGCGGGGGCUGGGCUGCUCCAGCUGGCCCUUCGCUGUGGCUGUGGCAGUGGCCGUAACUGUCACCGUGGGGCUGGUGAUCUCCGGCGUCUACAUCUUCUUCAUGCUGCCGACGACCUACGGGCCAGGGCCAGGCGGGCUGGGCAACGCCACCUGGCAGGUGCCCUGGCCCAACGGCACUGCUGCGCCACUGCCACCUAGUGACAGAUGGCUGCUGGCACAGCCCCCCAGGGACGGGGCUAUGGGGCUGGCUGGAGAGAUGGCAUCUCCACCGCCUGGUAGCAGGAGGAGGAGAUGGAGAGGCCUGGGCCCCCCAACACUGAACCCAGCCAGGAACUGACAUGGGGCCCAGUCCCCCUGUGAGCCCUGAACCCCGAGGCAAGAGGUGGAGGCUGGGCCACAAGUGGAUACUAUCACAGGGGCACCCCCGCCACUGCUUCUUCCAGCUUGCCCCCCCCAGACUUCCAGCCCCCCCAAGGUUUUGGGGCUGUGGCUCGGGGGGGGGGGGGAGCAGAAGCUGUGAGCCCUGAGGAGACUGCCCUAGAUGGGGUCCAUCGAGGGGGUUAAAGGCCCCACUUUGCUGCUACAGGGAAUCAAUGAGGGACACCCCCUGCUUCUCCCCUCCCCCCUUCAUUAAAUGAUUUUAUUUUUCAUAUGUGAAGGCUCUGGAGGGUCUGUGGCAGCAACAGGGGAAAGCCACAAAGGGCUCAUUACUGACCCUACGUGAGGGGAGGUGGGGGCUGGGAGGCAGGACUCCUGGGUUCUAGCCUGGCUCUGGGAGGGGACUAUGGCCUAGUGGUUCGAGCGGGUGGCUGGGGUGUGUGUGCUGGGAACCGCUUGUGCUCAAUUCUUCCCCCGACUCCCAGUGCAGGGAGGGUUAACAGCAUUUUCUCUCCUUAGCCCCAGGGGCCCAGCACUGGCAGGUUUCCUGCUUGGGGCUGGUUCCUGGGUGCUGGGGCCCAUCCACAACUCCACCCUCAUCCGUCCAGUUCCCAACAACUGGCCUCCUGACCUCAGCCAGAAGAGUGGGGGCAAGCCCAGCCACUGGAGUGCCAGCCUGCACCCAGCCAGGAGUCCUGUCUCCUAGUCCCCUACUCUAACCUCUAGACCCCACAGCCCUCCCAGAGCCAGGGACAGAACCCAGGAGUCCUGGGUCCCAAGCCACUGCUCUAACCACUAGAUCCCAUGGCCCUCCCAGAGCCACAGACAGGACCCAGGAGUCCUGCACUCACUCGAAGCACCCUGGAGCUCUACUUCCUCACGGGCAGAGCUCUGCAGGCAUGGCUGGGAAGUCCCAGGGUAGGCAGAUUCCUGGCAGCUGGGAGCCCUGGAGGGCUGUGUGGGGAGUGGAAAUGCCCCCUGGUGCAAACAGGCUCCCAGCAGGUUAGAGCAAUGGGGGCUGGGAGCCAGACUCCUGGGUUCUAUCCCUGGGGCUCUCAG